Arachis ipaensis is the source of this 1456-nucleotide messenger RNA. RefSeq names its product DNA glycosylase superfamily protein (gene ATNTH1). Gene Ontology annotation, molecular function: 4 iron, 4 sulfur cluster binding; DNA binding; oxidized pyrimidine nucleobase lesion DNA N-glycosylase activity. Gene Ontology annotation, biological process: base-excision repair; nucleotide-excision repair; base-excision repair, AP site formation. NCBI's taxonomy places the organism in Eukaryota, Viridiplantae, Streptophyta, Magnoliopsida, Fabales, Fabaceae. The record is from RefSeq and is a predicted model, not a curated record. Gene Ontology annotation, cellular component: nucleus; chloroplast nucleoid.
ACACAAUGGCUCCGAGAGUUUUGUCUCAAAUCAAAUGUUGGUCUUUUCGAUUACACCUCGAUCCUUUGGUUUGGGGCGAAUCAAAGUCUCGUUUUUGAUGACUCAAACAACGCCAUCUCUUCCCUCCAAUUUCAACACCGACACACCCACCUCGGACUCCUCCUCUCACGCUGCUUCUGUGUCCAAAGCUCGUGUCUUUGUGAGGAGAAGCAAGAGGCCCAAAACCACUCUUGUGGCACUUCAACAAAAGGAGCUUCAGCCCCCAACACGUGAUCAUGACAAAAGUUCUGGCCUUCCUGAAAUUGAAGAUUUUACAUACAGUGGAGCAAAUAAUGCAUUUACUCAAUCCAGUAAAUCAGAAUUGGGCUUGGACGCGACUCUUGUGGAAAGUGAAGCUACUUCACCUAGACACAGUGGUGAAUUACCUGCACACUGGGAAAGGGUGCUUGAGGGGAUUCGCAGAAUGAGGUGUUCUGCAGAAGCACCGGUAGACACUAUGGGAUGUGAGAAAGCUGGCGAUACUCUACCUCCUAAGGAAAGAAGAUUUGCUGUCCUAGUUUCUUCUCUUUUGUCAAGCCAAACCAAAGAUCAUGUUACUCAUGGAGCAAUCCAACGUCUUCUUGAAAAUGGCCUACUUACCCCUGACGCAAUCAACAAUGCUGAUGAAGAAACCAUCAAAAAGAUGCUUUACCCUGUUGGGUUCUAUACAAGAAAAGCCACCAACUUGAAAAAAAUCGCAAACAUUUGUCUCAUGAAGUAUGACGGAGACAUACCUAGCACAAUUGAGCAAUUACUCUUACUUCCAGGCAUAGGUCCUAAGAUGGCUCAUUUGGUCAUGAAUGUUGGAUGGAACAAUGUUCAAGGAAUAUGUGUUGAUACUCAUGUCCACCGCAUCUGCAAUCGGCUUGGAUGGGUGUCUAGACCCAGCACAAAACAGAAAACUCUAACACCUGAAGAAACAAGGGAGGCAUUGCAAAGAUGGCUUCCAAGGGAAGAAUGGGUUCCAAUAAAUCCUCUUUUGGUAGGAUUUGGACAAACCAUUUGCACUCCCUUGAGACCUCGUUGUGGAGAAUGUGGUAUUAGUCCAAGCCCAAAAAGUCUGGGCCUAACAAGAAGCGUUAGCCCAAUGAUCCAAGUAUUCCGGAAGUAUUGGUGUUCUAAUAGUUUUAGUCAUUCAUCUCAACUAUAUAAUAAAUAUAUAGUUGAGAUCAAUAAUUAAAAUCACUAGAACACCCGUAUUCCUGGAAUAAUUGAAAUGUCCCCUAAGAUAUAUAUAUAUAGCUCAGUAUGCUAGCCUUAUUAUUUCACAUUUAACAUUGCACAUAGCUUCACAUGAAUACUGAUGUAUGUUUUGUUGAAAACUCCUCUAAUACUGAAACCUGGUUGCGUAGUUAAUGUUGAUAUAUGUUAAGAAAGCUCCUCUAGCACAAAAAGGUUGCGCGGACAUAAUUUAUCA